Messenger RNA from Candidula unifasciata, 591 nucleotides. The record is from the annotation of a GenBank genome assembly. Lineage: Eukaryota; Metazoa; Mollusca; Gastropoda; Stylommatophora; Geomitridae.
AUGACGUCACUGGAUGACAUUAACACUCUCAGUCAUUUAGGCGCAGCCAGUCAACCGAAACACAAGUCUAGAAACAUCGCUAAAAAGAUCAGCAGAAAGCUAUUCUUAAGGCGGCGACACACAGACUCAACCCUGGGUCUCAUUGGGAAAGAUGAAGGCGCUAGACGACUGGCCACUGUCGACCCAGCAGAGGCACAACAGUGGAGCAAGUCGUUUGAAAACUUGUUGUUUGAUAAAACUGGUCUGGAGCUGUUCCGCGGGUUCCUUAUGACGGAACACAGCGACGAGAACAUCGAGUUCUGGAUGGCCUGCGAGAACUACAAAAAUGCCAAGUCCAUCAAACAGUUGCCAUCAAUGGCCAUGAAGAUAUUCAACGAUUAUGUAGCUGUCCAGUCGAAACGCGAGAUCAACCUGGAUUCAACAACAAGAAAGUACACGUACGACAGUGUCAGCUGCAACCCAAACAGGCAGACGUUCGACGAGGCACAGAGACGGGUACAGGCCUUGAUGGAGAAAGAUUCCUACCGCAGGUUUCUGGAAUCUGAGAUUUAUCACGAUCUAGCCUCUGGCAAUCUCCAGCAGAAAUCUUAG